This is a messenger RNA of Colletotrichum scovillei, 1684 nucleotides long. RefSeq names its product methyltransferase domain-containing protein. The transcript is spliced from 11 exons. Gene Ontology annotation, molecular function: methyltransferase activity. Bases 217 to 1326 code for a protein of 369 amino acids. The record is from RefSeq and is a predicted model, not a curated record. NCBI's taxonomy places the organism in Eukaryota, Fungi, Ascomycota, Sordariomycetes, Glomerellales, Glomerellaceae.
UCCUUUCUCCCUCCCUCCCUCUCUCUCUCUCUCUCUCUCUCUCUCUCUCUCUUUUCGGCCUCAGUUUUUUUUUUUCUUCUUUUGAUCCCACUCGCUCUAGACUAACUUGUCAAGCCACGAGAACGAAAUUCGAACCAAGCGUAGAAGGUGACUGAGCGCAGUGAUUCCGCACUCUCGGAUCCGCCAAGAGGUGAAGGCAGAGUCAAUUGUGCAGAGAUGGCCGAUAGCGUCGAUACGCGAGAGGCCAGCGCGCCGGCGGAACAAACCCCUCACGUUGCUGCGCCUGCUCAGCCGCAUGCCGUGCCUUCUCAUUAUCCUCCUGAAGAAGUCGAAGCCGAACCUCAUGAUCCUCGCUACGAUGAUGACACUUGGAGUGAAGAAUCCAGGGCAAGCUCCCUGAGCUCACUGCGCUCGAGCAUUCGCCAGUAUCGGAAAGAGAAUGGGCGGAGGUACCACGCUCUCAGCGAUGGAACUUAUAUCCUGCCCAACGAUGAGCAAGAACAAGAUCGCCUAGACCUCACACAUCACCUUUGGCGCUUGACGUUUGACGGCAAGCUAUGCAUGUGCCCAAAGGUCAUGGGCGCCAAUUCGGUCCUGGAUAUCGGAACCGGGACUGGCAUUUGGGCGAUAGACUACGCCGAAUCGCAUCCCUCAGCAACCGUUAUUGGCGUCGAUUUGAGUCCUAUUCAACCUGGUUUCGUUCCCCCAAAUUGCAGUUUCGAAGUCGAUGAUAUCGAAAAGGACUGGACAUGGUCCACGAAAUUCGACUUCAUUCACAUCCGGCACAUGAACUCGGCUAUCGCGAACUGGGAGAGGCUUCUCAGACAAGCCUAUGACAACCUCGAACCAGGAGGCUACGUCGAAUUGACGGACAACUGCUUCCCCCUCCAAUGCCAAGACGGCACAAUGGACCCCAAGUCCCCCGUGGCCGAGUGGUCGACCCUCCUCAUGGAGGCCUGCGACCGCAUGGGCCGUCCCGUCACCGUCCCCGCGCUCUUCAAGAACCUGCUCCUCCGCGCCGGCUUCGUCGACGUGGUCGAGGUCCACCGCAUCUGGCCGCUGCACGACUGGCCCAAGAACGACCAACUCAAGGAGAUUGGGCGCUACUCGCAGGAGAGCAGUCUGCAGGGGUGCGAGGCGUCGGCGCUGGCGCUCUUCACGCGCGUGCUGGGGUGGACGCGCGACGAGACGUUGGUGUUUUGCAGCGGGGUGAGGAAGGAUUUGCAUAAUCGGAAUAUUCACGCGUACUGGGAUAUAUACUGCGCUUUUGGUAGGAAGCCUUUUGAUGAGCCGUCGUCUGAGUCGGAACCGGAAUCGGAGCAUUGAUGUGAGCUCAGGCGAGUGAUACGUAUCUGUUAGUGACUCGAUGAGGGACGGUUCCUCAUUCAGAGACAACGUCAGAACAUGCUGAAUCGGACUGCCCCUUUCCUCGGAAGAGGGCGUGCUAAAGAGAGGAUUCCCGGCUGGGACAACUCUCUGCUACACCUAAGCGGCACGGACGUACGAAAACAAUGACAUAAAGGGCGACCAUCGCAGUCUCAUGGCUGAUAUCGAGGAUGUACAUACAUACAUGAAAGUCAAUGAGAUCAGCAUAACUACCGUUUCGAGACUAUGGAGACUCUGAGCCCUUGUGGAUUGUCUUCUUUCUCGCUAUUUAUAAUUCUUGAAUUCUUCGCUUAUUCAC